Aspergillus melleus is the source of this 609-nucleotide messenger RNA. RefSeq names its product Minor allergen Alt a 7. Bases 1 to 609 code for a protein of 202 amino acids. The record is from RefSeq and is a predicted model, not a curated record. The transcript is spliced from 4 exons. Gene Ontology annotation, molecular function: NAD(P)H dehydrogenase (quinone) activity; FMN binding. NCBI's taxonomy places the organism in Eukaryota, Fungi, Ascomycota, Eurotiomycetes, Eurotiales, Aspergillaceae.
AUGGCUCCACGAAUUGCUAUUGUCUUUUAUUCAAUGUAUGGCCACAUUGAAAAGCUGGCUCAAGCCGAGCUCAAGGGCAUCGGGAGUGCUGGAGGAUCUGCGGAUCUCUUUCAGAUCCCGGAGACUCUGUCUGAGGAAACCCUUGCGAAAAUGAACGCGCCGCCCAAGUCCUCGAUCCCUAUUGCUCAGCCCGAGAAGCUUCUCGAGUACGACGGCAUUCUCUUCGGUAUCCCCACCCGGUACGGGAACUUCCCAGCACAAUGGAAAGCCUUCUGGGACAGCACUGGGGGCAUUUGGGCAACCGGCGGCUACUGGGGUAAAUACGCCGGUCUGUUCGUCUCCUCUGGCGUGCAAGGUGGCGGCCAGGAGUCGACCUGUCUUGCGGCGAUGAGCACACUGGCCCACCACGGCUUCAUCUAUGUCCCGCUGGGAUACAAGACUACGUUUGCUCACCUGGCCAAUCUCGAGGAGAUCCACGGAGGUAGCCCCUGGGGUGCAGGGACCUUUGCUGCGGCCGAUGGCUCCCGCCAGCCUACUGAGCUGGAGCUCAAAAUUGCCGAAGCUCAGGGUAAGGCGUUUUAUGAACAUGUGGCGAAGGCGAAUCCUUAG